UUUAGCCAUAUGAAAGCUAGCAACUAUCAUAAUCUAACCACACCCUGUGCUGUAUAAUAUAAGAGUUUCACUUCUGUUUCCUGCUGCUGGAUACAAACAUGGCGUCUGCUGAUCUGAGAGAGGAGCUCACCUGCCCCAUCUGCCUGAGCAUUUAUACAGAUCCUGUAACUCUCAGCUGUGGCCAUAACUUCUGCCUGAGCUGUAUUAACAGAACAUGGGACAACCAGGAUGAGGGGGAGUAUUCAUGUCCUGAAUGUAAACACAGGUUUAGGAAGAGACCUGAACACAAAAGGAACCUGCGGCUGCGUAAUAUAGCAGAGAUUUUCCAACUAACUGGGCCUGUAAAUGAUACUGGGAUCUUCUGCACUUACUGUAUUCACUCUCCUGUACCUGCUACUAAAUCCUGUCUGCAUUGUGGGACUUCUCUCUGUGAUGCCCACCUGAGUGUACACAGCAAGUCUGAGGAACACUUCUUAACUGAACCCACCACUUCCUGGGGUAACAGAAAAUGCUACAAACACAAGAAGCUCCUGGAAUAUUACUGCACUGAGGAUGCUGCCUGUAUCUGUGUGACCUGCUACGUGGCCGAAGAGCACAGGGGACACCAGCUGGAGCUGCUGAAUGAGGCUUCUGAGAAGAAGAAAAAGAGACUGAGAGAUGUUCUGCAGAAACUGACCACAAAGAGAGAGAAGACUGAGAAAAGAGUCCAGACUCUGCAGAAGCACAGGAGAAGGGUGCAAGAGAAAGCAGCUGGUGUAACAGAGCGACUCACUGCCCUGAUUAGGGACAUCAUGGAACAGCUGGAAGACCUAGAGAAGCGAGUCCUGAGUGACAUCACCCGGCAGCAGGAGCAGAUUUUACUCCCAAUCUCUGAUCUGAUCCAGCAGCUGGAAAAAGAGAAGGACGAGCUGACCAGGAAGAUUUGUCACAUUGAGGAGCUGUGCCACAUGACUAACCCAUUAACUGUCCUACAAGAACAGGAAUCACACAGAGAUGACUUUUGUGGUGCUGAAAAG
Bombina bombina (fire-bellied toad) is the source of this 1016-nucleotide messenger RNA. Its product is annotated as E3 ubiquitin/ISG15 ligase TRIM25-like. Lineage: Eukaryota; Metazoa; Chordata; Amphibia; Anura; Bombinatoridae. The record is from RefSeq and is a predicted model, not a curated record. The transcript has a single exon. The annotation marks the transcript as partial. Gene Ontology annotation, molecular function: zinc ion binding.